CUAACCUAAAUCACUUUUCUCUGUAAUCCGUGCCUAACCCUAAAUUUAUCUGGUAUUUUGGUAAUGUAAUUGUAAACAAAACAUCCCAAAAAUAUCUACAUAUCUUAUUGGAAAAAAGAAAUGGCUUCUGAAGAUUUUCAAACUUGGUUAUCAAAAAUCUUAACUGAUUUAAAUAUCGAUGAAAGUAUUUUUGGAUCUUACAUAAUUGGUAUUUUAGACAGUGACGAGACAUUAGAAGAAAAAUCUGAAGCCUUAGAAGAUUUACUUACAGAGAUUGUGCAAAAUGCUGCCGAUUUGAGGAAAAUUAAAAUGGAUAUGAUGGAAAAAUGGAAUUUGUGCUCAAAAGUUGAAGAUCAACCGAAUUUUGUAUCCGAGGAUGUAGAUACUAAAUUAGCAAAACUUCUCGAAUCUCGAUGUGUGGCUACAACUAAGGUGAAAGAAUAUACAGCUGAAGAAAAAAAAAUAAGGGAAGCAAUAUUAUCACAGUAUAGUCAAAUGAGCGAUGAAGAUGGGGAUGAAAAUGUAACUGUGCAAGUGUCAGGUGAUCUGAAAGAAAAUUUAGAAAAGAACACUAAUGCACAAACAGUAAUUCAUGCUGAAAAACUGAAGAGAGAACAAGCUAAGAUGGAUAGUCAGAAAAAAAAAGAAAAAGAUCGGGAAGACAGAGAAAAACAGAAGCAGCUCAAGGAAGAGAAAAAGGAGAAGAGAAAAACUCAGAAAGGAGAGAGGCGAAGAUAGCUUGCCAUUUCCAUUGUUGAAAGCCAAUUAUUUGUACUUCUUAUGGAAGUUAUAAAGGAGAGAAAUAUUCAAUGCCAAAAAAAAAUUUCUCUUGAAUGUGUGUAAUUACUAAGAUAUCUAAUUACUAAGAUGUCUGAAAACAUACAUCUUAGUAAUUACCAAUAAAUGUAUAUUAUUGUCAGAA
Molecule: messenger RNA, 922 nt
Organism: Coccinella septempunctata (seven-spotted ladybird)
Lineage: Eukaryota; Metazoa; Arthropoda; Insecta; Coleoptera; Coccinellidae
Product: coiled-coil domain-containing protein 43
Exons: 3
Coding region: 121-738 (205 amino acids)
Source: RefSeq, a predicted model, not a curated record